CCGCUGCCGCGGCGGAGGAGGAGGAGGAGGAAGGAGAGCCGGAAAAGCGGGAGCGAUGGACAGCGCCGGCAAGGAGCGGGAGGCCGUGCAGCUCAUGGCGGAGGCCGAGAAGCGGGUCAAGGGCUCGCACUCCUUCCUGCGGGGGCUCUUCGGGGGCAACACCCGGGUGGAGGAGGCCUGUGAGAUGUACACCAGGGCUGCCAACAUGUUCAAGAUCGCCAAAAACUGGAGUGCGGCAGGAAAUGCCUUCUGCCAGGCGGCCAAGCUGCACAUGCAGCUCCAGAGCAAGCACGACUCGGCCACCAGCUUCGUGGACGCCGGGAACGCCUACAAAAAAGCGGAUCCGCAGGAGGCCAUCAACUGCUUAAACGCAGCCAUCGAUAUCUACACGGACAUGGGCCGCUUCACCAUCGCCGCCAAGCACCACAUCACCAUCGCCGAGAUCUACGAGGCCGAGCUGGUGGACAUCGAGAAGGCCAUCGCGCACUACGAGCAGGCCGCGGAUUAUUACAAGGGAGAGGAAUCCAACAGCUCAGCCAACAAGUGUUUGCUGAAGGUGGCGGCCUACGCGGCGCAGCUGGAGCAGUACCAGAAAGCCAUCGAGAUCUACGAGCAGGUGGGAACAAACACGAUGGAUAACCCUUUGCUCAAGUACAGCGCCAAGGAAUAUUUCUUCAAAGCCGCCCUGUGCCACUUCAUCGUGGAUGAGCUGAAUGCCAAGCUUGCGCUGGAGAAAUACGAAGAAAUGUUCCCGGCUUUCACAGAUUCCCGGGAAUGCAAGCUAUUGAAAAAACUGCUGGAAGCUCACGAGGAGCAGAACAGCGAGGCCUACACCGAGGCAGUGAAGGAAUUUGACUCCAUCUCGCGGCUGGAUCAGUGGCUCACCACGAUGCUGCUGCGCAUCAAGAAAACCAUCCAGGGCGAGGGCGACGGCGACCUCAAGUGACCCCCACGGGCCCUUCCCGCCUCCAGCCGAGGACUUUUCGGGAAUUCCCGACCCAAUCCCGCGCUUUCUUUCGUCGCUUCCCAUUCCCAUGGCUCACUGUGUUUCUUUAGCCCCCGCUCUGUGACGCUCCGGGCGGAUGCGAGGCAGGAGAAGCCCUCGGAGCGGAAUUCCUCCUCCUCCUCCUCCUCCUCUUCCUCGGGAUCGGUCCCGCUCAUCCCGGUGCCUGCACCCGCGGCUCCCGGUUUUCCCGCUGUAAUUUCCAGCAUGUAAAUAUUCCAUCCAGGCCAGCGCAGUACCGAUAAGCGCUUCCAGCCCGCUGUGUUCCCGUUUUCCCGUUCCCGAGUGUUGGAUACGCUUGGAUGUGGGGGUCUGGAAGUGCUGCUAGCCAGAGGCUUUGGGAUUUGGGAAUGUCCCGCACACCCCCGCCGCGCCAAAGGCAUUCCAGGAGCGCCGGGAUCCGUGUCGGCCCUAGGUCCUGGUUGGUUUCCAUCUUUCUUGGAUUGAUUUUCCACUUUAGCUGGUGGUGCAUCCCCAUCCCUCCACUUCCCAAAUAAUUCUGAGGAAGGUGGAAUUUUUGUACCUCGCCCUCCGCGCGAGCCGGGCACGAUCCCUGAAUUCCAACCCCUCGGCUGCACGCGGGUGUUGAUCCCGCGGGAGGAGCCUGGCUGGAAUUCGGGUGGCUGGGGCCAAGUUUUCUUGGGAAAAGUUGAGAAAUUCCCGCAGGAAUUGGUGGAUGCGUGAUUAAGGAGAGAGGAUGGAGCGGCCGGGAUUUUCAGGGAUGUGUCAGAGGCGUCGGGAGUUUGUGCAAUUCCUCACUCCUUGGGAAGAGUAGAGUCAGUAAUUACAGGCUGUUCCAGAGGCUCCAGGCAGCCCCAGCCCCCCUUUCCUCUGGAAAAGUCUGGUUGGAAUGUUGGGCUUUGGACAGAGCUUGGCUCGUUGGGCUCUGAAGUUGUGAAAACCAAAAAUUCCGAUCCAUGCCAAAUUAAAUUCCCCUCGCUUUGGUGUUUUCCCGCCCUUCCCGAUCUCUUUAUUUCCCACAGGUCCUUGUGUUCAUCCCAAUGGAAAAGCCCGGGCUUGGGAGGCGGGGCGGGGGGAUCUCCCAGCUCCAGGCUUGGAAGCACCUGGAAUUCAUCCAUUCCCACCCUUGGGAAUGGCUUUGUGUGGCGUCCAGCACUGUGGGAGCCGGGAGCAGGGGAAGCACAGCUCGGGAGGCUCCGCUUUUCCCGGUGUUUUUUCGGUUCUGUUGCCGUUCCCUGCGCCGGUGUCGUGGGACAGGAGGAGCAGGAGGGCUGUUACUCCAUCCCUACACCCGGUAGUUGUGUGUGAGUAGCUCCAGCAUGUCCUCCGCUGUAUCCAUGGUGAAGUGUGACGGUUCCCAGGUGAUAAUUCCGCCACUCCCGCUGUAUUCCCGCCCCACUUCCAUCACUCUCUACUCGGAAAACUUAUUUAAGGAAAUGGCCUUAGCAAGAAUAUCAUGUUUGGUGUGACUCUGUACAUGAAUAAAGUGAAAAUCAUGGAUGGAA
Pseudopodoces humilis (Tibetan ground-tit) is the source of this 2469-nucleotide messenger RNA. RefSeq names its product NSF attachment protein beta (gene NAPB). The record is from RefSeq and is a predicted model, not a curated record. Gene Ontology annotation, cellular component: synaptobrevin 2-SNAP-25-syntaxin-1a complex; terminal bouton; vacuolar membrane. Gene Ontology annotation, biological process: regulation of synaptic vesicle priming; SNARE complex disassembly; synaptic transmission, glutamatergic. Lineage: Eukaryota; Metazoa; Chordata; Aves; Passeriformes; Paridae. Gene Ontology annotation, molecular function: soluble NSF attachment protein activity; syntaxin binding.